Messenger RNA from Cyprinus carpio (common carp), 2641 nucleotides. Its product is annotated as tripartite motif-containing protein 16-like. NCBI's taxonomy places the organism in Eukaryota, Metazoa, Chordata, Actinopteri, Cypriniformes, Cyprinidae. Gene Ontology annotation, molecular function: protein binding; zinc ion binding. The transcript has 6 exons. The record is from RefSeq and is a predicted model, not a curated record.
GAAAGUGAAAGUGUAGUUGAGCUGUUGUGUGUUGUGUCUCUGUAUUCAUGCCGUAAAAUGGCAGAAGCCAGAUUUUCUCAGGAUGAUCUCUUGUGCCCAGUGUGUCUGGAUCUCCUGAAGUAUCCAGUGACCAUCCAGUGUGGACACAGUUACUGUGAGAACUGUAUUACAGACCGCUGGGAUCAGGAAGAUCAGAUGAGAGUCUACCGCUGCCCUCAGUGCAGACAGACCUUCAGUCCAAGACCUGCUUUAGCUAGAAACACCAUGCUGGCUGAACUGGUGGAGAAACUGAAGAAGAGGAAACGUCCUGCUGACUGUGAUGCUGGAGCUGGAGAUGUGCAGUGUGAUGCCUGUACUGGAAGAAAAUACAAAGCCCUCAAGUCCUGUCUGGUGUGUCAAGAAUCUUACUGUCAAACUCAUUUUGACCAUCAUGAGGAAUUUCAUUCACGUAAACCACACAAAGUGACUGAUGCCACUGGACGACUGCAGGAGAUGAUCUGCCAGAAACAUGAGAAACAUCUGGAAAUGUUCUGUAUUACUGACCAGCAAUGCAUUUGUGAGCUGUGUACAAAAUAUGAGCAUAAAAACCACAACACUGUAUCAGCCGCAGCCCAGAGGACAGAGAAACAGAAGCAGCUGAAGAAGAUGCAGAAGACAUUCCAGCAGAGAGAGAAAGAUCUUCAGCAGCUGAGAGAGACUGUGGAGUCUCAUAAGUGCUCUACACAGACAGCAAUGGAGGACAGUGAGAGGAUCUUUACUGAGCUCAUCCGCUCCACUGAGAGACGCUGCUCUGAGCUGGUACGGCUCGUGAUUCCUGAUAUCAGAGAUCAGAAAAAGACUGCAGUGAGUCGAGCUGAAGGACGACUGAAGCAAAUGGAGCAGGAGAUCAGUGAUCUGAGGAGGAGAGACGCUGAGCUGGAGCAGCUUUCAAACAAACAUCACAUCCAGUUCCUGCAGAGUUUCCAGUCUCUCUCAGCACCUCCUGAAUCUACAGACAUAAAUGAAGAUCCCUUCAGUUUCUCUCGUCUCUUCUGAUGCUCUGAGAGAGAAUCUGUCCAUCAGCUGAGAGACAAACUGGAGGAUUUCUGCAAAGAGGAGCUCAAGAAGAUCUCAGACAGAGUCACGUUCACCAACAUUGUUCCCAGAACCAGGAACGACUUCCUACAAUAUUCCCGUCAGCUCACUCUGGAUCCAAACACAGCAUAUAAACGCAUCCGUCUGUCUGAGAACAACAGAGUGAUUACUGGCAGCAGAACAGAGCAGUCGUAUCCUGAUCAUCCAGACAGAUUUGAUGAUGUGACUCAGGUGUUGUGUAGAGAGAGUGUGUGUGGACGCUGUUACUGGGAGCUGGAGUGGAGUGGAUGUGAAUAUGGAGUGCAUAUAUCAGUGUCAUAUAAGAGCAUCAACAGGAAAGGACGGGGUUUUGAGUGUAAGUUUGGAUAUAAUAAGGAGUCCUGGUGUUUGGACUGCACUCCCCUGAGAUACUCAUUCAGACACAGUAACAUACGGACUGAUCUUCCAGUAAAGUCCAUCAUCAGGAGAAUAGGAGUGUUUGUGGAUCACAGUGCAGGAACUCUGUCCUUCUACAGCGUCUCUGACACAAUGAGCCUCAUCCACACAGUGCAGACCACAUUCACUCAGCCGCUCUAUCCUGGGUUUUGGGUUUCUAGGGCAUCAUCAGUGAAACUGUGUUGAUGAAUCAAAAUUGAUUGAUGAGAUAUUCUACCCGUAAUGCUUUGAGCUAGAGGUCUUCACGGGUCCAAAAAUUUGUGCCCCGAACCCGAAAGAGACCCGUAAUGUACUACACCGAACCGACCUGGACCCGUCUAUUAUUUCAAAAGCUGGACCCGGACCCGUGUAGAUCCGAGAAAUGCCUACCCGGACCCGACCUGGACCCGUCUAUUAUUUGAAAGCUGGACCCGAACCCGCCGGGAAGACACAGAACCGACUGGACCCGAUUGUCACAUAUUCCACCAUAAAUUCCUAUUACAAGUCAAUAAACCUGUUGCGAAAAAUACAACUUUUUGUCUUACCUAAAUUAAGGAGCCGUAGGCUCUCUUCCUUGUACCUGACUGCCUGUGAUGCAUUACAAUCCUCCGACAUCAAAGUUAUCCAUGUUAUUCCUCUCGUUUUUCCAAGUCCAAGCUUAAUCCACUCAUUAUUUCAGCUUCAAAAGUCCACUUGAUGUCACGGUAACGGAUGACAAAUGCAACUGUGCACAUGUACAUUCUGACUCGAGUUAACUCGCAUAAUAACUUCGACUGUUUGCCCUUUUGAACUAUAAUAACGAUUGCUCGUUCAGUGCCUUGGCCGCUGACGGUAUUUAUUUGCUAUCACCUCUGUGCUCUGCUCUGCGUCAAGUCUGAAUCUGACCACUAAAACUUUAAGAUUAAACGGUUCAUUUAUAUUAUCAUAAAAAUGGGAGAAAAUGUAAAGUGUAAUGUAAAAUAAAAAAAGGCGCCACUGAAGAUUGGGUCAAAACAUUUUUACCACACGACCUGGUAUGCUUUAAAAGAUGUGAUGUGCCAGUUUUUGCUGAAUCAAACUUCAACAGUGCGUCACACACGUAUUAGUAAUCUUCAGUGGCGCCUUUCUUAUUUUACAUUACGCUUUACAUUUUCUCCCAUUUUUAUAAUAAUAU